Messenger RNA from Podarcis lilfordi (Lilford's wall lizard), 20501 nucleotides. The record is from the annotation of a GenBank genome assembly. Lineage: Eukaryota; Metazoa; Chordata; Lepidosauria; Squamata; Lacertidae.
CACCACCACCGAGUGGAGGCUUCCGCUGGCCUAGAGCGGACCGGAAGGGCAGGCGGGGCGGGGCGUCGCCAUGGCGGCCUAGGGCCGAGGCGGCCAGCCGGCAGCGCCGACAGGGACCGAGAUGCAGCGCUGAGGCGGGAGGAUGAUCUCGCGAUACACACGGAAGCCGGUGGCCCCCGACGCCCAGGGGAUGUGAGUGGCCUUUCCUUGCUGGCGUCGCGACCCUGAGGCGCCUUCCGUCCGGGCGGGGGACCCUUCCGACUCCCCGACGGCGACCCUGCCGCCGCGGCCUGGUGGGGCGUCCCGGAGGAGACGGAGGCCUCGGGAGGGGGCGGGUCCGGGCUGUAUCUUUCCGGAGUGCCUCGGGGGAAAGCGGGCUCCCCUGACGGGAUGCCCUCGAGCCCACCAAAACAGGCCCCUCCACGUGGAAAGCCGCCUUGCUGGAGAGAAAGGUCCCAGCCUAACUUUCACCCUGUUUUCUAGGCUCAGAGCAGGCAUAGGCAAACCCGGCCCUCCAGAUGUUUUGGGACUACAACUCCCAUCAUCCCUAGCUAACAGGACCAGUGGUCAGGGAUGAUGGGAUUGUAGUCCCAAAACAUCUGGAGGGCUGAGUUUGCCUAUGCGUGGCUUGAGUGUUGUUGUUUUUUUCAUUGGUGGAGGAACAAUCUGUCAUACUAACCCACAGGAGUUGAUUUACCACCUCCCUGAAAACCAAGGCUGAGAUAACAGCGAUAUCAAUAAAAUCUUGCCACUGCUACCACCUAGGGCAGAGCUUCCCAAACUUUCUGCUUUGGAGACAGGCAUCAUUUCACAACACAGUAAUUCAGCUUUACAGUGGUACCUUGGUUCUCAAAACUGGUAAAUCCAUUCCGGAAGUCUGUUCCAAAACCAAGGCGCGCUUUCCCAUACAGUAGAAAGUAAUGCAGAAUGGAUUAAUCCGUUCCAGGCUUUGAAAAACAACCCCUAAAACAGCAAUUUAACAUGAAUUUUACUAUCAAACGAGACCAUUGAUCCAUAAAAUGAAAGCAAUAAAGACUGUACUGUAGUCACACAAUCAGUCAGUACCUGAGCUGGGUUUCACACAGUCACAAAAACAAAACAAAAAAGCCGCAAAGCAAAAACACAAAAUAAAUAGCAAAAACAGAUAGACCUCAGUGUAACACUCAAAUUGUCAGUGUAAUGCUCAAAAUGGAAGUGUGGCCCUCAAGCAGAAGUGUAACGUGCUACAGAACCAAUCAAUGUCAUACGAAAACCUUUUGCGUUCUUCUGGUGUGACAGGCUUGAAUGUAUAUUUUAAAAACUUAACAUAUUUAUGUUAAUAAGAAACAGUUCCCAACAAUUUUUAAUGCUGAUUGCUUGUUGAUAAGAAGACAUUAAAGUCACUGUUAGAGGCUGUAAUUUAUUUCCACUGAAGGUAAACGGAGUUUCCGUGCGCUGCUCUGGUUCGCCAUAAGCGGCUUAGUCAUGCUGGCCACAUGACCCGGAGGCUGUACGCCGGCUCUCUUGGCCAAUAAAGUGAGAUGAGCGCUGCAACCCCAGAGUUGGACACGACUGGACCUAAUGGUCAGGGGUCCCUUUACCUUUACUUGAAUCACAUUUUUACUUUUCUUCCCCCGCUCUUUUUUUAGCCGAGGACUUACAAAAAGUUCCUUAGAACAUCAUCCCCUGCCAGACUCACUGGAUGACAGUUAUCCAUCUACUGAAAGUCAGGAAGACAUUUCAAGGUAUUCAGAUAGUGUAAAUAUUUUUGGGGGGAGGUUUGUGAGAAGAGGUUGGAAAAUACAUUUCUGUUGACUGCUUUCAUUUUUCAUUCCUAUGGCUAUUUCCCCCUCCACUUUUAGUAGGUCUGGGACACUUGUUAAACAUCCAGUCAAAUAGUGACUGUCUGUUGUUUGGUCAUGGUCAAAUGUUAAUCCUAUGAAGCCAGCAAUGCCUUUUUGGAAAGGCGUAACCUAUUGCUUUAAUUUGCAACAUGGUGUCAUCAGAUACCAAAGGCAAGAGAUAGUCUUUCUCUCUCCUUUUUUUAAUUACAAACUUUAUUGAAAAUAAAUAAAGUCAUUCUUUUUUCCAGUGUUCUAGAAUGGGGACAUGGUAAUACACGGAAACCCCAUUUAAGAAGAUCAUAGCUGCUUUUAAAAUUUUCUUGCACUAGAUCAUAGCUGCUUUUAAAAACAAGUCUUUAUUUUCUAGUUGAUAUGCAUGUUUCAUUUUUAGUUGUAUAAUUGCAACUUGGGGCUCCAGAAACAACAACUGUUCUUAAGUAUUGUUCACAUACAUUGAUGUUUAAAUAAUGUUGUUAGAAACAAUAUAAUGUGAUUUCAUUGUUACCAAUCUUCAUUUCAUGAUGUUUAUAUAAUAUUGUUAGUUACAAUAUAAUUUGAUUUCAUUGUUACUAAACUUCAUUUGGUGGUGUAACUUUAGCUUCCUUCUUCAGUCCAGUAGUAAUAAAUUGGACUAAAACAUAUUUUAUCGUUAGCAGAACUUCAUAUGUGUGUCUAUUUUAUGGUACCUUUAACGUGUAGCCACAGAAUUACAUUAUUUGAAAGAUAUCUUCCCCACUAGAAUCUAAACUGUUCCCCAUAUACUUCCUAUUCACUUUGGAAAGCUUAACUCAUAUGACUUUUCUUAUAUUAAGAUUCCAUUUCUCUCUUCUCUCUCCACUCUCCCUGUACAUUUUAGUGAGUCUGAAAGUACAAAAGAUUCAAACUACCAAUCUGUCACUUCAGUAGACGAUGGAAACUCAUGGUCAGCUAGUCAGAGCUUCACAGGCACCUCUACAGAAGACAGCUCAGUCUUUUCUUGGGGCUAUGAUGUGAGUAGAUUAUAAUCCUUCAGUUAAAAUGAGAAUAAUCCUUUGAAAAAUAUUAUUGAUAAGUUUAGACCUCUGUCCUUCACAUAAUUUCGCACAUUGGUCCUAACAAAUACUCUUAUGAGUCAGUAGGCAGGCCGGUACAAGCUUUGACAUAUUUCAGUUACACUCAUGCACAUGUUUUUUUUGCAGUGAAUGCUGCAAAAAUAUUGUAGUCCUAAUAGAGUUGUGUGUAUUCAUUCUUGGAAGUUGGUUCAGAAUUCAGCAUCCUUAAGAACAGUCUUUAUCUUAAAAAUAUUUGCAGGUUUCAGAGUCCAAUAACUUUAGGUUUCUGAUAAAAAUUAUUAUUGUAGUUCCUCUUUAGAAGUCAGUGACCCUGUUUUGGAUAAUUUAACAAACAAGAUCCUUCGAAAAUUAGAAUUGCAAUCUGGCGCAUUGUUUCAAAUACUUAAAUCAUCUUAUUACCUGGAUUGUACCUGGGGCUCAAGAACUCCAUCUCUUAUCUGAUCCUUCCCCAUUCCUCCCUCUUCUGCUCUUCAUCUUUGUUAGUUUUGUUAUUGUAUUGCCGAUUAAAAUGUAAAAAGUUUCUUGCAAAUCAAUCAGUAAAACUUUCAUGGCUUAGGACAAUACUCAAGUCUGACAUAUUACUAUUUUAAAUAAACCUUGGAAACAAAUGACAUUCAAAUUUAAGCCAUCCUGAUAAGAUUCUAGAAGACUUGGGUCCCAUCCUAUAGCAAUGUACUUGGUGCAGCCCCUUUCCCUUUUGGCCUUGAACUACAUUUUGAGUUGUAUUAGCAAUUCUUCAUUCAGCUUACUCAUUUAUUCUUUCCUAGUGGGCCCUGCAACAAAGAGUGCUUCUAUUCAGUGUGUCAGUCAUAACAUCCCAAUAUCUUUGUUUAUGUAUUUAUUUUUUAAAAAUAGAUAGAUAUUCCAUUGUUUCUCCCUCCUAGGUUUCCUUAGGGAAAAAACACACUCUUAGCACACAGUCAGUAUUCUCUGGCCACUGAGCAUAUGACCUGGAUUUAAAGCUUUGAGUAUCCCCCGAGGACCCCUUAACCCUUCAGGCGUGGUGCCUGGAGGAGGCAUGGUGAAAAAUGAAUUCUAAAUCCCCCCAUCUCUUCUCAUGCGAGUGUGUGCUACAAGGUUAAUUUUAUAUUUGCUUUACGAAGAAAGUCCUGAGUAUCCUGCUAAAUUGUGAAACUAGCUAGUUAGUCCACAUAAUACCCUAAAGAUGUAAUUUUGUUUCCUAUUUUUAUUUCUUCCCUAAUUUCUGUUCAGGAAUUUGAUAAAGCUGCCACGCGGCAAGUACAACAAAUAUUUAGAUAUAUUGAUGAGCUCUUGUAUGAACAGAAAACAAGCAUGUAUGUUGAAGGCCUAGAGGAGGAGUGCCAACAAUGGAUGUCAAGCUUUCCCCAUCUCAGGUAUUUUCAUGAUGUGUUAGUGAUGUAUUUCACAGUACUAGAAAACAGCACAAAGCUGUACUUUUCAGCUUCUUCACGACUGCUGUAGAGGCUCAGUUUUUGUUCUAAAUGUGCCGCCCUCUCUGCUCUUGUUCCUGAGUGAAUCAUUAUGGACCAACACAGUGGCUGAUUCCGCUGUUUCUUUCCAAAUCUCUUCUUUGAUGCUGAAUGACUCAACUGUAAGAAGUGCUUUGUUGGAACAUACUAACAUAAUGUUGCAGGAGAUGAUAAUUUUAUCUUGAUGUUGCAAAGUAAGUGCUCUUCAAGAGUAGUUGUUGCUUGCACCGUCCUUCCCUCACAAGUAAAUUCCUUCCUUGAGUUGUAGGUUUUGUAUACCUGCUGAAUGCUUUAGGUCUUGUUUUGUGGAUUAGGCAUACUUUGCCAGUUUCUCCAAAGCCAUUUGUAAUUUUAAAAAUAAUUCUCUCUUUAAUAUCAGGAUUGUAGGGAAACAGGUAGUGAUUCCCACAGACGAAGGUUAUGGCUGGUACUUGAGUUCAACUUGCAGCACCUUAGGUUCAUCAGAUAUGACCCCAUCACUAGAGAAAGAUCCGAGUGAGUAAGUAUCAGUGAUCUCUAAUUCUGCAGAAGUGUUCCAUUAUCAAUGAAUGAUUGGCAGAGCAAACCUACUGGGGCAAGGUAUGGGGAAUGUUUGUGGUGAGCUUUCACCUUUUGAGCUUUUUUUUUUAAAGCUCCCCACCCCACAUUUUGCAUCAAGGAGGCCUCGGGGAGGUGGACCUCAUGUCCCACUCAUGAAGCUUCUGUGAAGAGGGAAACCUGCUAAAUCCUAUCACCCUUUGAAUGCUUUCCCCUCGCCCCGCCCCUGCAGGACCAUGGGAUUGCACUUUAGGACUGCAGUCUAUACACUUUACCUUAUAUACUUUUACACUUAUAUACAUACAUGGGAUUGCACCGUCAGCUGCUGUCAGAUGAAGCAUAAAAUGACUUUUAAAAAAUAGCAUCACUAUAACCACCUUAUUUUCAUUGGAAGAAGAAAUUAGUCUUCUUUGUAACUAUUUUUGUUUAUGAAAUGUAUUUGCCGUUCAGAACAAACCAUGCUUUUUGAAUGUAGCUAUAGCAUCGGUAAUAUAUUGCAAGCAGCGUUAAUACGUUUCAGAUAUUGUCCACAUGCCUAGCAAACACUGGUGUAAUUGGCUAGGAUUCAAAGAAGUGAGCAAAUGGAGACUUUACUAUUGUUUCCUUAGACAUCUGCCCUCCAUGCCAUAUGGCAAACUGCUUCUGAAACUUGGUGAGCUUCAGUAGCUGUUUAUGAUAUCAUAUAGGAUUCGUCAUUUCAAGGGGGGCGGCUUUAUAGUAAGGAUAGCUUGUAUGGUAUUGGUAGGAUGGUAGUUGAUCCCAUGUCAGAAGGUGAUCACAUACCAAGUAUAAUAAAGGAAUUAAAUGAAUGUCUAAACAAUCUUAGCAUUCUACUGCUAGUUGUACUAGCUCCUACAAUGUCAGAGGGCUCAUAAGAUAAUUUCUCCACAACUACUUUCUGGAAUAUUUAAGAAAACUGUUUCUGAGAUUAUUUAUUUACUCUUAGUGCUUAAAAAGAAGAGAGUGGGUAUAAUUGCAUUCAGGAUAAUUAGGUCUGUUUUUUGGGUUUGUUGUCUAAAAUGAAAUAAGUCAACUCAAAAGCCUAACAUCAUCAUCAUCAUUAUUAUUAAAACUGAAUAAUUUUUCCAGCUUUCAUUUUAUGGUUGGGUUUUGAUAUUUGUCCAUUGCUGUUGGGAGAGCUUAAGAGCCUCCAUGGGUGAGCGGGAAAAUCUGCCCAUGUCACCAAUACCAUAACUGUACCAUUGAGAUAUAAAAGUAAUCCUUCUUGUUUACUGCCGUUUUUUUCAGGUUUAGUAUUUUGGGCAAAAAGGUUCCUCUUUCUGUUACUCCUAUAUGUAAAGAAGACAACAUUUCAGAACCACCUGAAUUGUGUUUAUUGGAGAGUGAAGAAGGAGACGGUGGAGUGAUUGUCUCUGAAGGUGUAAUGGAGGAAUAUUUAGCAUUUGAUCGCAGAGAUGUGUAGGUAUUGAAUAUUUGUUUAACCUAGUCUGCACUGAUAUUUGCUCCUAGUGACUUGGAAUUAAUUGCUAAAAUGUAAUUUGUUCCUAACAGUAGAAAAUAAUAAAUCACACAGUGAUUUUGUUGUUGUUGUUCUUCCACUGAAAUAAUACCGUAGUUUUGUAAAUCCUCGUCGGUGGUGCCACACUAUAGAUUUGGUGAUUGUCUCACUAAAUAGCUGUUGAGUUUAAAAUUGCAACUUUAUUCCUCCCCAGCAUCAUGAUGUUGUUCUUAAUGCUGAUUAUCAUGCAAUGCAUAUAGUACUAGGUGGGCAAGUUGCUGAAUGGCAGAGGACACACUGGAAACUUGUGAGCCAAAGGACCUGAACUCAAGCUGCACAUUUUAUUUAUGUCUCAUUUGAAUAAAAUGUCUAUUAACAUGGUAGAUCCAAUGCCGUUUUACUAGCAUAACUAGUGGAAAUGUAGUGCUUGCUAUUUAUGAUUCACAAAGUUCCAAAAAAUAAUAAUAAUAUGUGCAUAGAGUUUUUCAGCCACUGGACUGACUGGGGAUAUGAUCAGCAUUUAGUAAAUGCUGCCUUCUAGAACAGUUAUUCAUCUUUACUGUAGUAUUUCCUUCUAGCUGUCUUGAUUGUUUGUCUUUGGAAUGGAGGUAGGGAGUGUUAAUUCUGUGAUCCAGUCAUGGCCACUGAGUCCUGUGCCAAAUCCUGGCUAGUCACUGAAUCCCUCAAAGUUUUCAGUUGCUCAGCAGGAACCCAUUGCGAUGGGGAGUAUAUCUUAACUAGGGAAAACCACAGACUCAGGAUUAUAGCUGAAACAAAUCACUUGGCUUAUUAGUGGACAAAGCUGAAUGGUAUUAUGACAUGGUAAUACGAAAGCUUACAGAAGUUGCAGAAAACACAUAAGGUGGAAUAUUUUAAAAUGAGGCAGCUUAAAGCAACUUGUGCAUAAUUUUAUGUAAAGCAACUUAAUACAAUUGGAUAUGUACAAAAAAUAAUUAUUGGUUUAUAAUUAAACCAUUGAAAUGAAUGAACAUGACUAAGUUAAGACCAUUAAUUUCAGUGGGUCUGCUCUGAGUAAAACUUUGUUGACUACCACUCUUAAGGGCAGGAGUCACCUAACCAUCUCUGUCAGCAGAAGCCCUGUGCAAGGACUUUCACAACAGGUUUUCCUCUCCCCACCUCUUAGGGUCAUUGGGAAAGCCCCCCAGAGCAGUGGCGGGGGAGGGGGGCUCAUUGCAUCUGGUAAGCUGCAGGGAUUGCUCAGACAGAACAAUUAGAAGAGUUCAGCAUUGAAUUCCACCCAUCAGCUCUAAAUUUGUCAGGUAGGCACAAAGUCACUUCUGGCUUUGAUUAUAUAAAAUUAAAACAGAACUGUAACAUUAUCUUGUUUCAUUCAAAGGGAAGAAGAGUUGCAUGAUUGGAAAAUGGGUCUCUCACCUGACAGACGGAAAUUAGGUUUCCCUCCUAUCUCGCCAUCCUACUGCAUGAGAGAUGCUGUCCUUUCCUAUGUGUUUGAUGAUGUCUGGAGUGAAGUCUUGGGCCAUAUGGAGCAAUUAAUCUGUAGACACUGGGAAGGGUCAGUCUCAGGUAAGUUUCAAGGCUAACAUGCAGUGGAUAUCAUUCUCCAAAGUUUUCCCUGCUCACUUCAAAAUGUAGUGUUAAAUACUUAGCAAGCUAUAUUCCGCCCCCGCCCCCCUGCCGAAAUACGCCUUAUGCCUAGAAACAGUUUCAGUCCAGUGAGUCAUAGUUGAAGACUUUUGCAGUUUGCUAUAAAUUGCAUUGGGAAGUCUUAUCCUGUGUGGAUUUUAAUGACCAGAUAUUUUGGUCCACUGACAUGCAGUGAACUCCAUGUAUUCUAGCUCUUUUAAAUGUCUCUGAUUAAAAUCAAAAGAGUAUGAAGCCCAUUUAUGUACUUUUCAAGGAGAUAAAAGCCAGCUUUCUUAAAAUUUUGCUUUAUAAGAAUCCAAAUUGAACAGUGCAUAGUGAUUUAUGUUUGUCCUAUUUCUGGUAGAUGAUGAGAAGAAUGUCAUAACUGUUGAAACAAACCGGACAGAUUCAGGAAGUCCUUUUAUGCAGUUUGAGCCUUUGCCACUGUUAUUACCUCGAAUGCCGCAAACUAAGAUGCCCUCCAUCCCUUCAAAUCUGGUAAGUUUAAGAAGACAGAUCAGGUUGAGACGGUGUUUAGGCAAGGAAAUUCAUCAUGUUAACUUGCCUGAAAAUUAGACAUUGCAAUGGCUUGACUAUAUCUGUCCUUGCAAAACUUUCACUUUAUCACGUACUGUCACAACUCUUAAAAUUCUAUCUACCUUAUUUUGAAAAUAUUUUCUUUCUUUGCGCUUUGAUGAAAUAAGAGGUAUCCAGAGUUAGAGGACUGGUAUGGGAGAUACCAACUCAAUCAUUACCCAGCUUAGUUGGCAACAGAGAGCACUCUUAUUUUGCUGCUUGGAUGUAUAAAGCAUCUCUGUUAAUUACCUUUGUUUUUUAAAAUGUGUACUAGUUCUUGCUCUGCAUACUCUCCAUAAUAAAGAUAAGAACCCAAGGUUUAACUAGUGUUUGAUCCAUUUUAACUCGGUUUCUUUCCUUUUUUAUUUUCCCCCUUUCACUUCCCUGUAUAAUCCUCUGUCUUCCUCAUGUACACCUUAUUGUAUGCAUAGUACUCAAAACACCGAUGUGUCCGCAAAAGCAAAAAGAAGAGAAAAACACCGGAAGUAUGUAUGAUGCAGGGGGUAUAGCUCUUUUCUUUCUCCUACCAGUGUAAUAUGGCGGGUGGAUGAUGAUGAUGAUGAUGAUUUUGCGUUUUCCCAGAUAAUGCAGAACUAUUUUGAGUCAAAAUUCAUUACCACAGAAGUAUUGUACAUUAAUUUCAGCAGAACUUACUUCCAAAUUAGACAGCUUUGGGUCACACUGUUUCUUGGAUUCCUUUGUUAUUAAGGAAGCAAUGGGACAUAUGAUGCAGUGUCUGGGGAAGGGAGAACCUCAUUCACUAGUUUGUUAAGCAAUUUAGUCAAACAUUAAUAAUAUCCCAUCUUAGCAAGUUUAGGCUGAUCCUGAAUAAAUUCAGUAACAAACGUCAAUGAGAUUUGUGCUUACAUUUUUUUAGGAUUAUAGAUUUGGCACCCCAGUACUAAGUAGGACUUUUCCUAGUCCCCCUUUUGACCUUUCAAAAACCUACUCCUAAAGGUCAGCUAACUCUAGAGUGGUAUUAUAUUGCAUUGGAAGUUAUAAGUGAGGGAAGGCUGCAGCGAGCUAUGACAGACACUGUGUAUUUUCAGUACAGAAGCUGCUGUAACCAGAUAUACUUUAGGUGAGAAAAUUCUUACAAGGCUGGGGGAGGCCUGCCACAAAGAAGGGGGGAUUAAGGGACCAUGCCCUUUCUCUUAACCUGAUAAGAGAGGUGGUUGUGAAACACAGUUGUAAGCCCAGCUGACUUACUGAUGCUCAAGUUUGAUUUCUCUGCCGUUGGGUCAGGAUGUGGCUACCAAUAUGUGCAGCAGGGACCAGUUCAGCAGUUGAGAACAGCAAGUGCCCCCUCUCCCUGUUUCCUAAGAUUUACCUCAAGAUAAUGCAUGCUUUGUCAACAAUGAGAAUUUCAGCAGUCGUACACGUGUAGCUGGUGACAAGGGCCACUGAAAUUAAUCUAUCAUGCAGUCAUGCAGAUGUACAAGGACUGAGUAGUUAGUUGGUAGCAUAUACACAAAGUAGAAAUCUAACUAUGUUUGUUUAUGCGUGUGACGUAAACAUUCUUUUCUCUGCUGAAAGUAUUUCAUCCAGAUUAAUUUAUGCUAAGCUUAAACAAUUUAAUUAUCUUGGUUACGAAGCCAUGUUAUAUAAUAAAUAGUGUGUAAUUUAAAAAGAUAUAAGAACUGCUUAUAAGACCAUUAAUGCCUUGUUACGUGUUACUUAUGAACAAAUUGAGGGUAUGCACUGCUUUUCUUGAGUCCAUUGACAUUUACUCUUUUCCAAUCCUUUUUUCAGUAAGAGCCGAGAUUGGAAAUUAACAAAUGCAUAUCUUUCAUUUAAUGCUGAGGGCAAAUUUAAUUUCUUGUAACCUGCAGGCAAAUCUCUCACAAGGAACGAGCGGUGGUCCACAACGUAAUUUGAAUGGUUUGAUGGUUAUUCAUGGCAUCCCCUUACACCAAAGGAACUUGCCUCUGAUGGAUAAAAUAUUGUAAGAGUAGCCAUCUUUUAUUUGUUGUGUAUGAAAGCUGCCCUGCGAGUUAGAGAUAUAAGGAAGCAGUAGUGUUGGGAUUCAAGUUUUUCUAAGUUUAUAUUGACUUUUAAACUCCUUCUUCCUCUGUGCACCCACAGCUGUGGAGGAACCAUUGAAUGCUUCUACUCUAGUCCAUUUUGGCUUGUCUAAAACUGAGCUAGGCUAAAGAACAAACUAGCUCAGGUUACUAUCAAAACCCCCACAUAGAAAUCAAUUACACCUCUCAACAUGCACAAGAUGUAAAAUUCAUACUUAAUAUGCUAGUGGAUUUGCUCAGUCUAGUGGCUCCUACAGCACAAUAGGUUUUUAGCAUCCCCUUUUCAUUGAAAUGCAAAUGCUAAGGGUAAUAAUGUUAGGAUGGAAUCUGUUUUCCUUGCACAUGUUUAAAAACUCAUUUUAUACUGUGCCUUUCUUCUGUCAUGGAGCCAAAGGUGGUGGACUUGUGGUUCACACACCCAGGCAUGAACUGAACCUGCUUAGCUUUGACCUCAUGUGCCUUCAGACCAUCUUACCGGGAUACACAUGGGCUUUAUAGAGCAGAAUAGCUGUGCAGUAGCUGCCUUUGUAGUGGUAUUGUGCCUCGUUAAUUGAUGCGGAUGGUGCAAUCUCAGUUUAUGAAUAUUUCAUUUUGCCUCUAUGCUUUCCCCCACUUGGUGCCAGAGACUUGGAUGACAGAUUGCUUAUGAGGCCAGGCUCCACUUCUAUCCUGUCAACCAGAGCUCGGCCAAAUCGCCCACUUGAGCUCAGUACAUCUUCUCUGUCCUAUUCUGCACAGUCUGCUAGAAGGCGCAACCCUCCACCACGUACUCUGCACCCCAUCAACACGAGCCAUUCUCGCUCAGGGACACCGAGAUCCAUGGAGGAUGUCAUCAGGGGAACACGGCUGUAGGUUGAUACGUACUUCUGGCUUAAAUCUCUGCCUUUUGAAAUGUUCAGCGUGACAGGAUCAGAUCUUAUGGAUGUCGAGGGUGGGGUGGGUGAAACAGGCAGUCGGAUAACUAAUAUUUGUUAUCUAAUCUGUUCUAUUUUGCAAAAGGAGACACUAGACACUGCCUGUGAAAAUUGUGACUGUGUUCUGAGCUGUUCUUUUGUAAGAUUUCAUGUAUGAGCUGAAGCCUUUCCUGGUUAUCACUUUAUUUGUGCAGUUAUUAUUUGAUGUUGGGACGGGGGAGGUGCUGUGGUGUAAACCACUGAGCCUUGGGCUUGCCAAUUGGAAGGUCGGCGGUUCAAAUCCCCACAACGGAGUGAGCUCCCGUUGUUCGGUCCCAACUCCUGCCAACCUAGCAGUUCGAAAGCACGUCAAAGUGCAAGUAGAUAAAUAGGUACCACUCCGGCAGGAAUGUAAAUGCCGUUUUCGUGCGCUGCUCUGGUUUCACCAGAAGCAGCUUAGUCAUGCUGGCCAAAUGACCUGGAAAAACUGUCUGCAGACAAACGUCGGCUCCCUCGGCCAGUAAAGCGAGAUGAGUGCCGCAACUCCAGAGUCAUUCUCGACUGGGCUUAACUGUCAGGGGUCCUUUACCUUUACCUUUUUAUUAUUUGAUGAUGUAGAGAAUCAAAACAUCCGCUUCUCCAGCUUAUACCUCUUCUGUAGGGAAUCACCAUUUCCCUAUCACCCAAGUCACGAUAGACUGUUGCAAGGAAAAUGCAGACUUUCUCCAGCAAUAGAGUACAGUGGUACCUUGGUUCUCAAACUUAAUCCGUUUUGGGAGUCUGUUCGACUCCCGAAACUGUUCAAAAACCAAGGCACGGCUUCCGAUUGUCUGCAAGAGCUUCCUGCACUCAAUUGGAAACCUCCUUUUGGACAUUCAGCUUCUGAAAAACAUUCAAAAACAAGAACAUUUACUUCUGGGUUUGCGGAGUUUUGGAGCCGAUUUAUUCGACUACUAAGCCGAUUGGGAACCAAGGUACCACUGUACUACAUAAAAUGUGGCUGCUUAUUAUAGCCAUCUGAAAGAUAGUGCCCAUUAUAUCUUUAGUGCUGGGCAACACAAUUCCCCUUCCGAUCCAGUUCUUCACAUCUGUGCUAUUUUAUGAUCUACUAUUUUUGAGGUAAAGCAUUUCACCAUUGUCCUGCUCAAGAGCAGGAAUGUUUAUGAAACCCUUUAAAAUAAGGACAAGAAGGGUAACUAUUGAGUGGAACCUCUACUUUACAUAAGCCUUUAAAAUGUAUUCUUCUUUAAAAACACACAGGUUUGUGGAGGCUCUGUUCCUCUGGGGCAUGGUACAUUUUUCAAAAGCCGCAGAGGGACCUUUAUUUAUUAAAUUUAUAUAUCCUACCCUUCCUCCCAAAGGAGCCCAGGAACAGCACUUCCACCUCCAGAGCGAGUUUAUCCUGCAUGCAUUGCAUGUGGAUAGCCACACUAUGCCAUUAAUGCUGAAUGAGGACUAGCACCAGUAUACCAUUAAGAACAGAAUCUGCAAUAGUUUCAGUUCUUUGUAAACACAUACAGUGGUGCCCCGCAAGACGAAUGCCUCGCAAGACGGAAAACUCGCUAGACGAAAGAGUUUUCCGUUUUGGAGGUGCUUCGCAAAACGAAUCUGCUAUGGGCUUGCUUCGCAAGACGAAAAUGUCUUGCGAGUUCCUGCGUUUUUUCCCUCCCCCCCCUUUUUCUAAGCCGCUAAGCCGCUUAUCUGAUUAUCCGAUAAGCUGAUAAGCCGCUAAUAGCUCUAAUAGCGCUAAUCCGCUAAUCCGUCAAUGGGCUUGCUUCGCAAGACGAAAAAACCGCUAGACGAAGAGACUCACAGAACGGAUUCUUUUCGUCUUGCGAGGCACCACUGUAUUUGAUUCUCUCUCCGCAGUCCUUCUGUUCUUGUUGUUUACUUGGAAGUUUUUUUUUUCUUUUCAUUUUUACGUGUGACCUAUUCUAUUUUUUUUAAAUUAAUAUUUAUUACUUUUCCAACAAUUUAAACACUACAAAAACAAUACAGUACAAAAACACUACAUAACAUAAACACAUUAAACUAACAAAGCAAAACAAAAACAGUUUAAAAUAAAUCAAACAAUUUCAAUAUCUUAUCUUUCAUUCACUUAUUUCCACGACCUCCUCACACCUCCCUUUGUGUAUUCCACUUCAGUUAAUUGUUUCAGCAAUUCUUUUCCAUCUUCCUCUGUUUUCUAUCCUAUAAUUAUCUUAACACAUUCUAACCUUAUUUUUUCCUUUAAUACUCUAUUAAUCUAUUUAUACUUAAUUCCUUAUAACAUUUCUACUAAAGCCAUAUAAUUUCAUUCCAACAUUUUUCUAACAUUCAUUAAUUUUACAAUAUUUCUGUAAAUAGUCUAUAAACUUUUUCCAGUCUUCUUCCACCAACUCUUCUCCCUGGUCUCGGAUUCUGCCAGUCAUUUCCGCCAAUUCCAUAUAGUCCAUCAACUUCAUCUGCCAUUCUUCCAAAGUGGGUAGAUCUUGUGUCUUCCAAUACUUUGCAAUAAGUAUUCUUGCUGCUGUUGUAGCAUACAUAAAAAAAGUUCUGUCCUUCUUUGGCACCAAUUGGCCGACCAUGCCCAGGAGAAAGGCCUCGCUUUCUUCAAGCAGGUAUAUUUAAGUACCUUUUUCAUUUCAUUAUAAAUCAUCUCCCAGUAUGUCUUCAUCCUUGGGCAUGUCCACCAAAGGUGAAAGAAUGUACCUUCAGUCUCAUUACAUUUCCAACAUUUAUUGUCGGGCAAAUGGUAGAUUUUUGCAAGCUUGACUGGUGUCAUGUACCACCUAUAAAUCAUUUUCAUUAAAUUUUCUCUUAAGGCAUUACAUGCCGUGAAUUUCAUACCUGUGGUCCAUAACUGUUCCCAGUCAGCCAUCAUUAUAUUAUGUCCAACAUCCUGUGCCCAUUUAAUCAUAGCUGAUUUCACCGUUUCAUCCUGAGUGUUCCAUUUCAACAGCAAGUUAUACAUUCUUGACAAAUUCUUGAUUUUUGGAUCUAACAGUUCUGUUUCCAAUUUUGAUUUUCCACCUGGAAACCAACUUUUUUGUCCAAAUUGUAUGCCUCCAUUAUUUGGUAAUAAUGGAGCCAAUCUCGCACUUUAUUUUUCAAUUUUUCAAAACUCUGCAAUUUUAGUCUGUCUCCAUCUUGUUCCAGAAUUUCCCAAUAUUUCGGCCAUUUGGCCUCCAUAUUGAGUUUUUUCUGUGCCUUCGCUUCCAUUGGUGACACCCAUCUUGGGGUUUUCUUUUCUAGCAAAUCUUUAUAUCUUAUCCAAACAUUAAACAAUGCUUUUCUAACUAUAUGAUUUUUAAACGCUUUAUGUACUUUUACCUUAUCGUACCACAAAUAUGCAUGCCAGCCAAAUGCAUUAUUGAAACCUUCUAGGUUUACUUGAAAGUUUAGAGUUUUGUCUCUUCGGGAAAUUUCCCCUCGCCCCCUUUUAUGGUAGCAGAUAAGUUUAGAGUUGCAUCAUGCUCCCUUGGCUGUUGGCUUUUAGUCUUUGUUUCGUUGUGUUCUUUGAUUUUGUGAAGCUGUUUUAUUUGUUCAUUGCUCAAAGAACAUUGUUACAGAGUGGCUCAUAAAUAUAAUGGACAAAUAUUACAGAAGCUCUGCCACAGAGGGGUGCUUGCUGAGCAGUGAGAGGGCCAAGUUAUAGGCAGAACAAGGAUUUCCUUUGAGUCCAGUAUAAAAUUGAGAGGCAGUAUAGCGGUGCUGAAAGAGAUUGGCUACUUGAGCUUGGACCAGUUGCACCUACUGUGUAUUUUCCAUUCUACAGCCCCAGGUAGAGAGCCCUGCAGUAUUCAUCCCACAAGGUAACCAAGGUAUAGACCUAGAAGAAGUAAAUGUGACCACAGUUGAAACUUGGACACAAGAUGGAUUGGUCCCAAAGUGUGCCCCACCUACACAAUCAAUGGACAGGUGCUGACAACUAAAGAGGUUGAUACAGAAUCUGCAAAAAGCUUCCCUUUGCCCUCAAGCAUCUGUCUUACUUGAGUUGAGUUUAACACAACUUGUCUCAUCCAUUUCAGUCAUAUAUCAAGAUGCAUAUUAUGUCAGACACUUAGCUUCACUGUGUGAUGAUAUCUGCUUCAGAUGCUAGUAAAAGCUUGCCUUGUUCCAUUGGUAUGUUUCUUGUAUUUCAGCUCACACAUAUCACUCUCUUCUCUCGUGAUUGAAUAAUGGAUGGCAAGCGAGUAUUUUGCCUCAAUCCAUUCCUGAAGUCUAAGCCUUUGAUAAGACUUAUUAGGCUAUCAUUGCAGGUACAUGUUAAGCUUGAGGCAAAUCCGUCCGUUAGGUCACGUUGGCCAUUGAUUUUUAGAGGUAAAAGAGAAGCAGCGUUUUGAAAGGACUCAACAAGGAAGGCAUUUCAUAGACUGAAAGCAGUCCUGAAAUUGUGUUGCAGUUAAUUGCGAUGAAAUAAUUUAAAUAAAUCAGCUUUGAAGGGUGCCAGGUUACCUGUGGAAGACAGUUAUUUUCCUCCUUUAGCCUUAAACUAGGAAAAGUGUUGAAGCUUGAAAUAGCUGCAAUCACUUUGUAUUCCUCACUGGUGAUGGUUCAGUAUUGGAGAGAAAUGUCUACAAAAUGCAUGCCGAUUCCUCCAUUUCUCAUCUCUGCUGGAGUUUCUCCCAACGUGGAGCUCACCAUUUAAGCCACAAUCUCAUCGACUCUCCACACUGAAACCCAGUAUUUUUCAUCAACUUGCAUGGACACUUCUUUUUGUUAUUUACCUUGAAUUCACAUCAGUCUUGUAAUUUCCAGUGCAAAUGUUGUUUUUAGUAAUUGUCAUUGGUCUUUUCCAGGUCCACUGCAAAUGAGCAACUGUCAUCACCUUCCCCAAUGCCACUGAGCAGAAAUAACCUUCUGCCUCCAAUUAGUACUGUAGAUAUAGCAGAUCAUUUGGGAUCUCAAAAGCAAAUGGUAAGCCACCUCUUCUGUUGAAACAAUUCUGGUCUUAGAAUGACAGGGGAUUCUUCAAGCCUCGCCUUGUGGUCCUUACUGUAAGAUAGUAAGAAUCGGUUUUUGUUUUGUUUUGUUUGAAUGAAUGUUUAUGAUUUACAAGAGAAAAUUAUAAAAAUAAUUGUUGUGCGUUUUUUAAAACUAAAACCCACACCAACCCUCAAAGCAACUAUUAAUUCUUAAGUAGUUAUAUCUAAUUUCUGGGUUGUGAGUGAUCUGUUUUUACUUCUUGAGACUAUCAACCUUGAAGCAGAAUGCUUCAUGCAGUGUGUUUACCAGGAGAGUGAAAAGGUUCGUCUCUCUCUGUUAUUCAUCAGAUUAAUCAACUGCACCACUGUCUGUUACUGCCUUAAUGCAGAGGGUGUGAUACCAGUAUUUCCAAGCUUUUGCAUUUCUUUUAGUGUAAAUUUGUAUCUAAAACCCAUGGCUUUUUUCUCUUCACCAUGCAGAAAUCUCGGGGGAAUGCUAGCCGGGCUCGCAGUGCAAUAGCAGAUGAAAUUAACCAUCAACCAGUGCAUGAGAGGUUUUUAUUACCUGAUAGUUUCUCCAGGCCCAACACAUCGCAUGCAUUUUGGGUAAGGUGUGUUCAAAUUACAUUCAAACCUGGAAAGAGUAGCUAUUCAUCUUGCCAUUAUCUGUGGCCAGUAUCAAAAUCCAUAGGCCUAUGCUUGCAGGUUUCCCUGUUAUUUUAAGUGUGGGUACAAAAUCCUUCGGCACUCAAUGGUAGAUUUUAAGGAAAUGAAUUAGGAUCUGCACAGGUCCCUUCUAAUUGUCCCAGGUUGUGUGGCUCCCACAUGAAUAUUAAUUAAUUUAUAGAACACCAUUGCGUGCAUGUAACUUGACAAAUUCCUAUGACAAGGACUUCCCAUCUAAAAUAGGCAGAGGGAAACAAGAGGAAGCAAGGAAUGGAAACAUGGGUAGGUCGGCAGAGGUAGAAAAUGGGAUUGCUUCAGUUCCAUGUACCUUGGCUUAGUUUCAGGACUAUGGGGGAGAAGGAAAAGAGAAACAAAUAUGUGUGUGUGUGUUUGUUUGUUUGUGUGUGUGUGACUGACUUCCCCCUGAGAAUAGAUAUGAGAGCCUUCAGAGUGGCUUUCAGAUUCAUGAUAGUAGCUUUACACAAUGAUUACUCUCUGCCUCUCAGUAUGUGGAAGCAGCAACAUACCAAGACAUUACACCCUCUCUCUCCAUGCUUAAGUUACUUGAGAUUUCGAGAAACUUUAUAGUGCAGAGAAGGAAGAGUAGAUGGGGAUGUGGAAAGAGUACAGCCUGUUCCCCAUAAAGUGCUGCUCGGCUUUGGGGUAGGGAAGAACCAGACAUGGGGAAGGAUUGUGUGCUUUGAGUAUUUUGAUUUUGCAAUAGCCUGAUCCAAAACAUGGUACCUCUAGUGGUGCAAUGGGUCAGUGCAUCUGGUUGGUGGUGGCUGAAGUCUACCCAGGACCAGCUGGGGGCAGGAUUCUUUCAUUGUAUGGGGUUGGACUAAUUGAUCCUCAGGCUCCCUUCCAACUCUAUGAUUCUUUAACUUUUUUUUUUUGCACUUUUAGCCAGACUCGCAGUAUCGUCGCUCUUGCACUGUUAUUGAUUAUGCUAAUCAACCACGAAAUAGUAAAGGAUCUGCUGGCACAGGUACGUGCAAAGUGGAGCAUGUAUUGCUUAAAAUGGCUUUGGUACGCUAACUAUAUUAAUAAUAUGCCACAGUUUAAGAUUGAAAUCUCGUAUUACAUUGCAGAUGCUAUAAAUGUUGGAGUGAUGGGAGUCAGUUUAGGGAUAUCCAGCUCUUCCUAUAUUAAUUCCUUCCACCACCAGGCUCUUGGUAAUUUUCUGAAUGAGGACGAGGAGGACAAAGAAGACCAACCUCCGCUGGGUAAGGAGUAAGAGGCAACCGAUGCCCUUUAUUUGGUUGCAAAUCAUAAAAUACUUAGCAUUCUCUUUGAAGUUGUUGGCCAUUUUGUCAAACGUGUAAUUUUGCACCUGGAAUAGUGCAUUUAGGUUAUAUUCCUGUCGUUUCUGCUGUCGAGUAUACAAACCAGGGUUCCAGCUAUGUUCUUUCAGUCUAACCAAGUACCCAUGGCUCACGCCCUCAUACAUGACAGCCACGGAAGUCUUCCAGGUUCACACUUCUUCAGCCCUACAAAUGUGAAUUUCACAUUCCAAAUGUAUAUUAAUAGACAGUGCCUUUUGAUAGCGGUAGCUUUGAAUUGAGGCUGAAAUUGAUAUAGGGCUUCCAUGUCUUUUCAAAUACUUGUAUGGAAAGAUGAAGCUUCUUCGAUCACACCCCAUGUGAAGGAGCUGUGCUUGCUGUUUUAAAGACACAGAAGUCUUGUUCUGUAUUUUAAUCCAGCAAUAUGAACCAAAUUUAGGGCAGAGCAUUGUUAAUUUUCUUUUCCAAUUGAGGUCUAGUACCUCCAUUGCAGGAGUAGGGGGGUUGCUAUUCUCCUGGUGACUUUGAUGCCUUUUGGGUAAUGUUGAGAUUACAUGGGGUGGACUGAUGAUGUGGCUAUUUCCUGUGCCAGGCUCUCUGUACUGCUGAAGGAUGUCAUUACUGUCAUUGGUCCCUCUCAUCACAAUGUUGUAAAGGAAGCCACAUGAGAACUCCUGAAAAGCAACUAUACCCUUGUAUAAAGUGGGCCUGAGAGCAAACUCAAAUGGUACAGUCUUUUCACAUGCCUGGGGCAUCUUAGAAUGCAUCCCAGUCAAAAUUUGUUUGGAAACGUACGUGUCAUUGAGGGCCCCAUAUGCAUUAUGAUGUACACUGGCACGAGAGGAUCACACCACAAAAGCAUUUGCUGUUCUGAAUCAUCAACAGGUUUAUUGUGGCAUGAACACUUGUGGUCAUAAUUUUGGGUUGUAUCCAGUGAUGUGCCAGCAGGGUGGCACUUGUACAGUGGGACUUAGGUUUCCUCUCCUUCCCCAGCAUGCCCCCCCCAAUCUCCCCUGGAGGGUCUCCCAACCCUCUGGAACUGAUUUUGAGUGUGCAUGGGGAGCUGGAGGGGACAGAAGAGGAAGUUCUGUUCUGCAUUUGAAGGCCCCUGCACUAGCAAAGCUGCAGUGCUGGAUACAGCCCAUUACUGCAUGCAUGAAGUUUGCUUUUAGUACCGUUGCUUUCACAGCUUUUAUCUGGUUUUUGCUCAGUAGGUCUUCAGUUACAUGGCUCUGUGAGAACUCACAGCCGAGGUGGAUCGAGAAGCAGACAGGGACUAUAAUGUUGUGGCAAUAAACCAUCUAUUUCCAAGAUGAGGGAAUGCCUGUAGAAGCUUUUACAAUCAGUAUUCAACUGUAGCAAUAUCAAACCUGUUUACAGAAGAAGUCUUAAAACUUUCUUUACAAAAGUCUUAUUUUUGUAUUGACUUAAAACAAAUGCCAAAGACUACAAGGUUCUCUCUUAUUUUUGUUCCUGUAAAUCAGCUAUGGUAUUCUGUUGGGUGCUGAAAGCAUGUGUUCAAGAAAUCUGCUAACCUCUAGUAUUGUUAAUACAAUCUAUUACAAAGAAUGUCUGCCUAAAGAAUUGGGAUUCCUCUAGCAGUGAUAAUGUUGUAACACCAAUUGACUUGCCAGUUAUUGGCACUUGAUGGCAAUAUAUUUAGUAAAAUUAAAUAAGUGUGCUUGGGCACACUUCCAGUAUUUUGUCUUAACUGUAUAAAAUGUUCUGAGUGCCAGUUGUUUGCAUACUUAGAAAAAGCUGCAGGUGAUGAUGUCUGAAAGGUGGCCAAGAUUAAAACUUGGGAGUGCAACAGUUUUGUGUACUACCAUCUAUACUUUCAGUACAUACUUUCCCUUGUUUAAAAUGAAGCAAGAUGUUUGGUACACACAUAAUGUACAGCAGGAAGGUUCAGUUUUAAUGUUCUCUCAUUGGGGAGAGAACACUUUGUUAAGAUGGAAAUAUUUAGAAAAAGCAUUGCCUACAUUGAAUGUUGCAUUUAAUGUCUGCUGUAAUUUUAAUGUAACAUAAAAAAAUAGUUCUAGGUCUUACUAGACAAAGUAAGUGCCAGAUGACAAUUGUAUGAAGUUAUGUAAAUUAAAGAUAGCUUUGCAUUAUAUUCUAGAUACCAUGUGAAAGUUGUAAAAAAACUGGUGGGAACAGAUUCUAAUUAAAUUGUAAUACAGAAUAACUUUUAUAUACAAAUAAAAAAAUAUUUUCUAAAAUGC